Molecule: messenger RNA, 2567 nt
Organism: Pseudonaja textilis
Lineage: Eukaryota; Metazoa; Chordata; Lepidosauria; Squamata; Elapidae
Source: RefSeq, a predicted model, not a curated record
GGUCCAUUUUAGGUGCUCAACAGAGGCAGAGGGGGAGGUGGUUUCGUAAACCGCAGUCAUUCUGGUGGACCCACCGAGCAACUACAAAGCCCACCUUAAAAGACAUUCAGCCAGAGGGGAAAAGCUCAUCCUGCUUCCAAAGUCUCAAGAUUAAAAUUCUUUGGGAGAGACGCAGCUAAAAUAACCACAAAGCCAGAACAAAAAACCCCCCUUGGAGGAAACACUGAAAGUGUUGGAGGUUGUUUAGUCAACACACACACCACAUACACCACACACACAGUUGCUUAAGGCUUCAGCAUGUGAUUCAGGACACAGAAAGGGGACAAAUCCUUUUGGCCAGGUACAAUGGGGAGCUCUGCUUGUUACGGCCGAAGGCAAAACUCUUGCUGGUGGCUGGGCAGAGAAAUUGCAAAUAUCCCUUGUUAAAAACCUCUUUCUCGUCAGCCGAGGUAUAAAUCCUAGGAACAGCAGGAGAAGCCAGGUUUUCUUCCAAGCAGGGAACAAGCCUGGACCUGCCUCUUUUCCUACUUUGGCCAGACCAGGAAACGGAGGGAGACCCACCGCACCUUGGUGGACACCAACCAAUGGGAGAGAGGGGAGGAGAUUGGUGGCUGCUGCCUUGGAGAUGAGGGAUCAGCUGUCCUGCUCUCCUGGUAGCCCAUAAAAACAAGAGCGAAAGCACAGCUAGCAAGGGCCGGCCAUCCCACGGCCGGGUCCAGAGAAGCGGAAACCCCAGAGGCGCUCCCCAUGGGCAGAGGGCAGGGAGAGGGCCGCUUCUGAGCUAUGGCCUCUGGAGAGGCGCCUCUUGGGGAGCGUGAAGUGGCAGGAGGCCAGAGUCUCAGCUCAGACACCUACCUGCCUAAGCUCCUAGAGGGGCUCCAGAACCUCCGUUCCCAGAAUGCCCUGUGUGACGUGGUGCUGGAGGCCGAGGGGGCCUCCUUCGCUGCCCACAGAGCCAUCCUUGCCGUAGCCAGCAGCUAUUGCAAGACGCACUUCGCCAGGGAGGCGGCCGGCCGGGCAACCCCACUCAAGCUGGCGCCACCGGUGACCGCCAGGGGCCUGCAGGGCAUCUUGUCUUUCCUUUACUCCAACCGGCUGGAGCUGACUCUGCAGACGGUCGAGGAGGUCUUCCGGGCAGCUGAGGUGCUGCUGGUGCGCGAGGUGAUGCGCCUCUCCUUCCGGUUCCUGGAAGGAGCCCUGGACCGACACACCUGCCUGCCCAUCCUUCGCCUCGCUCGGCGGCUCGGCCCAGAAGGACUGAGGCUAAAAGUGCAGCGCUGGGUCGGCAAGCAUUGCGGACACCUCCUGAAGGACCCUGCACAGCUGAAGGAGCUGGACAGGGCAACGCUUUGCGAAAUGCUGGACGGAGGAGACACCCAGGGACUGAGCGAACUGCAGCUCUUUCAGGCCGCCGUUUGCUGGCUGGAGCACAACGGCUCCCGCCAGGAGGAUGCAGCCGAGGUCCUGGGCCACAUCCGUUUUCCCUCCAUUCCGCUCCCAGACCUGCAGAGGUUCGUCCAGGAAACGCCCGUCAUGAGAACUGAACCUGCUUGCCGCCGGUACCUCCAAGAAGCCCUGGACUACCACAGCCAGCCGUACGUGCAGCCGCUUCUCCACAGCGAGGGCUCCCGGGUGCGCCACAGGAACGAGGCACUGAUGGUGCUGGGAGGCAGAUCAGCAGACAACGCCGUCUGCGGCGACGUCUGGGCGGCUGACCGGCACUGCCAUUCGUGGAUGGCUAUCGGGAAGCUGAGUGGGCCACUGUACAACCACUGUGUGGCCGUCCUGCACGACUUCGUCUUCGUGAUGGGGGGCCAGGAGAGCUUUGAUCCGACCGGCCAGGAGCCUUCCAAGAAGGUGUUCAGGUUUGACCCUUGCCACAAGACCUGGCUGCAGCUGGCCAGCAUGCUGGUCCCCAGGACUCGCUUCUACGCCGGGGCCCUGAACGAGCGGCUGGUGGCUGUGGGGGGCGGAGCACCUCUGGGGAUGCCGACCGACACGGCUGAGGAGUACCGCCUUGCCAAGAAUGCCUGGCGGCCCCUCCCGGCCUUCCCGGUGCCGGUGGCUGACCACGCGGGGGCAACGCACGGAGGCCUCUUGUACAUCUCAGGUGGGGAAGGGUCCCCUCCUGGGCAAAGACUGGCUACUCUGGGUUUGGGGCAGCCCCCUUCCCAGGCCUUGAAGGAACCCCGGCCCGUUUCCUUUGGCACAGGAGGCUUCGCCGAGGGCCAGACCUUGAGCACCAUGUACAGCUACCUCUCCCGCCUGCGCUGCUGGGUCAGGAACCGGCCGAUGGCUUUUGCCCGCUGCGAUCACGGCAUGGCAACGGUGGGAGACCGCAUCUUCUGCCUGGGAGGAAGGGCUCGGGCCAGCGUAGGUGGCAUUUGCUCCGUCCCUCUCUGGGCUCGGGACUCCCCGAGGCUCAGCCGGGUGUCCUUGGCGGUGCCCUCCGGUACCGCCCUGAGCUUUGGUUCUUUGUAGGGCCAGGAGUGGGUCCCCGUGAGCGAAGUGGAGUACUACUGCCCCGUCAGCGACCAAUGGACUCGGCUCCAUCUGCCGGCCAUCGA